AUGAGCAGAAAUUACGAGAACCCAACCAAGAGCCAAAAUGGCUCAGAUUAUUAUUCUCAUCUUCAAAGGAUUGCAAGAUCCCCUAGUGUUCUCACUGAAGUCCCUCACUAUGGCCAGACCCUUUUCAACAACCAGGCCAGUGUAAGAGAGGACCAUGGCGGUUACCAGAAAAAUGAGCGCAAGCCUGAGGUCAAGUCAGUUGAGGAAACCAUCGAUGUUCAAGCUGACGGCUUCAUCAAGGGCAACCACAAGGGAUUUGAAUUGUGCAAGUGGAAGACCUACAAAGGGCGUUAA
Molecule: messenger RNA, 294 nt
Organism: Prunus armeniaca (apricot)
Lineage: Eukaryota; Viridiplantae; Streptophyta; Magnoliopsida; Rosales; Rosaceae
Source: the annotation of a GenBank genome assembly